Molecule: messenger RNA, 990 nt
Organism: Sorex araneus (European shrew)
Lineage: Eukaryota; Metazoa; Chordata; Mammalia; Eulipotyphla; Soricidae
Product: isocitrate dehydrogenase [NAD] subunit alpha, mitochondrial-like
Biological process (GO): isocitrate metabolic process; tricarboxylic acid cycle
Cellular component (GO): mitochondrion
Molecular function (GO): isocitrate dehydrogenase (NAD+) activity
Source: RefSeq, a predicted model, not a curated record
AUGCUGCACCCUUCUAUGAAUUUGCUGCUGCAGAAGAUAUUUGACCUGUAUGCAAACGUCCGGCCCUGCGUCUCCAUUGAAGGCUACAAGACCCCUUACACUGACGUGAGUGUCACCAUCCGGGAGAGCACAUAGGGGGAAUACAGCGGCAUCGAGCACGUGAUCGUGGACGGUGUUGUGCAGAGCAUCAAGCUUAUCACCGAGGAGGCCAGCAAGUGCAUCACUGAGUUCGCCUUUGAGUACACCCGGAACAACCGUCGGAGCAAGGUCACUGCUGUGCACGAGGCCAACAUCAUGCGAAUGUCAGAUGGGCUUUUUCUGCAGAGAGCAGAGAGGUUGCAGAAACCUGUAAAGACAAAGUUUCAUGAGCUGUACCUAGAUACAGUGUGUUUGAACAUGGUGCAGGACCCAUCCCAGUUCCAUGUGCUGGUGAUGCCGAACCUCUACGGCGACAUUCUCAGGGACCUGUGUGCCGGACUGAUAGGAGGACUGGGAGUGACGCCCAGCGGCCACAUUGGCGCCAUCUUUGAGUCGGUCCACGGCACUGCCCCCGAUAUCGCGGGCAAGGACAUGGCCGCGUGCAAGGCAAACGCCCUACCCGCUGUGCUAUCACUCCGGCCCAAGGACGGGAAGAUCUUAACAAAAGACUUGGCAGGCCAUUCCAAGCGCUCUGACUUCACAGAGGAAAUCUGCCGCCGAGUGAGAGAGAUGGAUCGAGGCCCUGCAGACAGGUCCCCACACCACCCCCUCCGGGGGCACCACCCCCUACUCUGUGUGCAUUCGGUUUGCUUCUCUACAGAAUCCGUGUUCAGAUCCCGCCUGUUCUUACAAAAGGUCUGCGCAGGGCACAGGGGGAACCCCCGCCUGCUUUCAAAGGACUUUUUCCUAGCGCUUGUUUUAUUUAUUAAAUGUCUAUCUGGUAUACAUUUUUGUAAACUCUUCAGUGGACUGUAUCAUGUGCCAUUCUUAAUCAUUUUGCAUCUCAGUUGA